Molecule: messenger RNA, 1037 nt
Organism: Corylus avellana
Lineage: Eukaryota; Viridiplantae; Streptophyta; Magnoliopsida; Fagales; Betulaceae
Source: RefSeq, a predicted model, not a curated record
UUGGCGGCAGAGAAAUUCACCCUGCCACGUUCUCGGAUAUUAGGCAAGAAAACUCUCUCCGUCUCUCUGUCUCUCUCCCAAAGCAAACAUAUAUGGUGCGCAUUUACACUACCUGCACGCGACCACUUCCUCCUAAGUUGUUGAGUCAAGAAGAUAUUAAACCAAACAAGCUCCAUCACCACCAGACUAGAGAGACGGGAUACGAGGAUGGCGCCCAUAUCCAAGAAAUGGUUCAGAGUGGUCCGAAGAAAGUUUCACAGAUCAUCUCACACAGACACCAUUUUUUCCGAUUCCAAAACAAGCCCAAAAAUUUCAAGUUCCAGUGAAGAAACAACAGUUGCUGGACAAGAAAUAUUCAAAACAGCGAGUUUUGAAGAAGAUAAUGUUGCAGCUUCACCAACACCAUCGUCAUCAUCCCUAAAGAAGGAUUCAACCAAAGCCAUUAAAAUCCAACCAUUUUUUAGAGGCUAUCUUGCAAAACCGGCAUUUCGAGCUCCUAAGAGCGUGGUAAAAACCUCAAGAAGUACUAUACGAUUGGGGAAGUCCCGGAGUUGCUUCAGAAUAGCUCAAAGAAAGUCCCGUAAACCAUCUCACACCAACAAUAGAGCUAGCAGUUCCAUUGAAGAAGCCUCUGAAGACCCCACUGUUGCAGCUUCAUCAUCCCAGAAGACAGAAAUGACCAGAGAAGAUAUGGCAGCGGUCAAGAUCCAAGCAUUUUUCAGGGGCCAUCUUGCAAGACGGGCAUAUAGAGCACUUAAGAGUCUAGUGAAGCUACAAGCAGUGGCUCGUGGGGUGUGCGCCAGGAGACAGGCACGUAUAGCCCUACAUUGCAUGCAUGCGCUCACACGAUUGCAGGUCCGGGUUCGUGCACGACAAUUACUUAACAGUGAAGAGGUGGUAUGAUGAUUAACGCAUCACAACGUGAGGAUCAGAAUCUAUUUCACUUAAAAUACAGCGGAUCCUAUUUUCUAUCUUGACAAGUUUUACGAAGUGUCCCUAUGUGUACCUUUAUAUUUUUUUAGACGCUGUAACAUAAA